UUGUAGCAGCGACAAAAUGGCUUCUAUGGCAGAAGAGGGAGAUCCAUUCUCCACCUUUUUAGAAAUAGCCGAUAAUAUUGAUACAAAUGAGUGUAAGAGAGGAAGAAGGGCCGUUUGUGAUAGCUGCAGGCGUCCGUCGACAGUGUGUUGGUGCCCCUUUCUUCCAAGAGAGCCACUGGAUAUCCGUACCACCAUCUAUAUUCUUCAGCACCCGUUUGAAGAAUCCAGAUGCUUGCGGACAGUGCCAAUUCUGUGUAGGAGUAUCGUCAAAGACAGAGUCCAUGUUAUAAGAGGAAAGAAAUUUCCAGCAGCCAAGUACCCAGGCCUGACUGAUAUCCUUCGUUCACCCAACACUAUCCUCUUAUACCCGGGGCCAGACGCAGUAGACCUCUCCGAGGUCUCAUUGUUAGACUGUGGAUCUGCCAGUGAAGGUGGUAACUAUCAGAGCUACAAUGUGAUCAUUUUGGAUGGAACAUGGGCACAGGCUCGUGGUCUGUAUCACCAGAACGAAAUGCUGCAUUGGCCACGCAAAGCUCAGAUCCAGUAUGGAGAAAAAAGCAAAUAUGUAAUCCGUACUCAACCAACAGACAGCGCUUUGUCUACUUUAGAAACAGCAGCUGUUGCCAUCUCCAUCCUGGAAGACAGACCAGAUAUUGUGGAGAUCCUCACACGUCCUCUUGAAGCUCUGUGUGAUUUUCAACUACUUCAUGGGGCUGUAAAACAUCAGAGCCGGGAAUACAAGAUUGAAAAUGGACUUUGGACAAAGCCCUUACCCCGCUCCACAUUACGCCGCUUGCAGAAAUUACGAACAGAUGGAGAGAGAAAUACACUUUGACAUGAACAUUAUUUAGAAAUGCAUCUUUUUGUUGGCGUGAGGAAUGUGACUUAUCAGAAAUGUAGUCAUGGUUUAUUUGGAAGAGAAAAUGUGUGCUGUUGGUUAAUAUGGAAAAAAUUAUUUUUGAAAUGUAACAGUAUGAUGGGCUUUUAUUUCUUGAUGAGUGCGUGAGUGGUGAAAAUAAAUGUGUCCAACGAG
Pomacea canaliculata is the source of this 1033-nucleotide messenger RNA. Its product is annotated as DTW domain-containing protein 2-like. The coding region runs from base 17 to 835 and encodes 272 amino acids. Lineage: Eukaryota; Metazoa; Mollusca; Gastropoda; Architaenioglossa; Ampullariidae. The record is from RefSeq and is a predicted model, not a curated record. The transcript has 6 exons.